Messenger RNA from Cimex lectularius (bed bug), 1280 nucleotides. Its product is annotated as protein AAR2 homolog. Lineage: Eukaryota; Metazoa; Arthropoda; Insecta; Hemiptera; Cimicidae. The record is from RefSeq and is a predicted model, not a curated record. Gene Ontology annotation, biological process: spliceosomal tri-snRNP complex assembly. Bases 83 to 1216 code for a protein of 377 amino acids. The transcript is spliced from 7 exons.
CUUCGGAAGGUAACAGGCUGGUUUUGUUGUUGUUUAUUUCUUCCGUUAACUGGAAGCUUCCAGUUUCCAGUUUGUGAUCGGAAUGUCUUCUUCCUCGCCGGAAGUGGUCAUCAGCCCGGAAGUGGCCCGUCGUCUACUCGUCGAAGGGGCGACACUCUUUUUUCUCAACGUGCCCGAAGGGACGCAGUUCGGCAUCGACAUGAAGAUGUGGGACACAGGGGAAAAGUUCAAAGGGGUCAAAAUGAUACCGCCAGGCGUACACAUGAUCCACUACAGUGCUAGUGGAAAGUACGGAGACGUGGCUCCCAAAGUCUCGUUUUUACACAACUUCAAGAAGUCUGAGGUCCUAGUGAAAAAAUGGGAUAUCGAUUCUGAAAGAAUGAGUCUAGAAACUGUCAGUGACGAGGAAGUGGCCAGGUUCAAGACGAAUUUACUCAACUUAGACCAUUUCCUAGGAGCAUAUCCUUUCGAGACGUACGAUCUUUGGCAAAAAUUAUCGAAACACAUAUCUGAUAGUGUUCUGAACCGGCUUUUACCAGAAUGUGGCGUAAUAUCAUCUGCACUUGAGCUAAUCUCAAUGCAAGAUCGCCCCAAGCCUGUGUUGAUAAGGCGUUUACGUACAGUCGAUGAGCGUGAGGAGGAGCUGUUACCAAAACUCAGGCCGACCCCCGGCACUGAAAUCAGGUUCACGCCUAUGCCUAUGAAAACUUAUCCUGACGGCUCCACUCCUCAAGAUAUCACCAAACAUUCAUUAGACCUGUCGUACACACUCGAUUCCAUGAUUGGAGACUUGGGAGACCCACGAGAAAUCGUGGGAGAGAUCCAGUUCGCAUUCGUCAGCUUUCUCGUUGGUCAGAGUCUAGAAUCGUUCGAAGCUUGGAAGAACCUGGUCAGGUUGUUGUGUAACUGUCGAGAAGCGGUUACAAGGCGGAGGCAGCUCUACGUGCACUUUCUACAGGCAUUGGAAACGCAGCUCGCCCAGGUGCCUGAGGACUUCCUUGUCGAUAUUGUCAGUAGCAACAAUGUCAUCUACGUCUCGCUCAGGGAGCUUUUUAAGACGAUGGCCGAGUCGAGCAGCAUAGAGGGAAGGCUGCGCUGUGAGGCCCAGCGCCUUCAGGAAAGGUUAACGGAAAAGUUCUGCUGGGAUUUUCAAGAUUUAGAAUUGGAGACUGGAGACGAAGCACCUGUCAUCGUUGAACUAGAAGCUCAGGGGUAAUACUUCAGGUUCAGUUUUUUUGUACAUAACAUUUUGUAAAUAUACUAUGUUUAUUAUGUCUUAA